Molecule: messenger RNA, 877 nt
Organism: Opisthorchis viverrini
Lineage: Eukaryota; Metazoa; Platyhelminthes; Trematoda; Opisthorchiida; Opisthorchiidae
Exons: 7
Coding region: 1-753 (250 amino acids)
Cellular component (GO): proton-transporting V-type ATPase complex
Molecular function (GO): proton-transporting ATPase activity, rotational mechanism
Source: RefSeq, a predicted model, not a curated record
AUGUCCGGCACAGGUGAUCGUAUCAAUAUCUUCCCAUCGAGAAUGGCAUUGGCAGCAAUGAAAUCUCGACUAAAUGGAGCACAAAAGGGACAUCGUUUGUUGAAGAAAAAAUCAGACGCGCUGACGCUUCGUUUUCGCACAAUCCUGAAGAAAAUCAUAGAAGCGAAGCAAAUGAUGGGUGACGUGAUGAAAGAAGCGAUAUUUUCCCUUGCUAGCGUGAAGUUUACAACUGCUGCAAACAUAAACAAUCUGGUACUCCAAAAUGUCACGCGAGCUCAACGGAAAGUAAAAAUUGGAAAGGACAAUGUGGCAGGGGUUCAGCUACCCGUUUUCAAGACUCACUGUGAAGGCUCCGAUGCUUACGAACUGACCGGACUCUCGGGUGGGGGACAACAAAUUGAUCGUCUCAAAAAAAACUAUGCGAAAGCUGUGGAACUGCUGGUCGAGCUAGCCUCACUUCAGACCUCUUUCAUUACUUUGGACGAGGUAAUCAAAGCAACUAACCGUCGUGUGAAUGCCAUAGAGCACGUGGUCAUACCGCGAAUUUCUCGAACUUUGAGCUACAUCACUCAGGAACUGGAUGAACGCGAACGAGAGGAGUUCUUCAGGUUGAAAAAGGUUCAAGAAAAGAAAAAGCGUAACACCGCUUUGAAAGAACAAGAGCUAAAGGCGAAAGGCUUCGUGUUGGCCGAGGCUGAUCAAGCUCCAAACAUCCUCACUGCCAAUGCGGAUGAAGAUCAGAUUUUGUUCUGAGACACAUUCCCUUAUCACUCAAAUGCAUAAUACGGUUUUCUUCACAUUAUUACUAGCUGUUCUGCGAUCAAGUGACAUGAUUUCACAGUGAUCUUCGUUGCUUACUUUCAAUACACAUAUGAAC